GCGGCUCGGGCUCCCGUUAGGAUGAGAUAAGGGCGCCGGGACUGGCUCGCGACGCGCUCGCUCUCUCCAUCGCGCAGGGCGGGAGGAGGAGGAUCCACCAGCCGCCCCCAUGGGGAGCGCUGCCCCGGUCUGAGUGAUCAUAUUACCCUGGCUUCUCUACACUGCGAGCUCCUGCUGUUUUCACAGCCUUCAAUGGGAAGGUCAAAGGGUUUGAACCAUCCAACAUAUCAAAGCUCCAGGAGGCUAUUUGGACUCUGGCACCACACAUUUCCAAAGGCUGCUGCCAUUGCACCUAAGAAAGAAACAUUUUGAGAACUAAGCAGUGGAGGAUGAAAGCCUCUGAAUAUGUCUCUUAUGACGUGGUCUUCAGAAUAGCAAUGCUGUAGAAUUACUGCCUUAAGAUACAACUUUCUGUGAUGGAAGAUGGAAGACAAAGGCGCUCGUGUUGCUGACUACUUUGUUGUAGCAGGAUUGACGGAUAUUUCAAAACCACUAGAAGAAGAAAUCCACUUCAAUGAUGCUUGCCAUAAAAUAGCUAAACCAAAAGAACCCAUCACUGAUGUGACAGUAAUUAUUAAAUCUCUGGGGGAGGAAGUGCCACAGGGAUAUAAAUGCAUAGAUGUUACUCCAUCAGGACUGUCAGCAGAUCUCAAUAAUGGGAGUCUUGUGGGUCCACAGAUCUUCCUUUGCUACAGGAGAGGAAGGGACAAGCCUCCACUUACUGAUCUGGGGGUUUUAUAUGAUGGGAAAGAGAGAUUAAUACAGGGCUGUGAAAUCAUUCAAGCCACUCCAUCUGGUCGUCCUGCAAACAUUAGUGGCAGUGCCUCAUCACAAAGAGUAUACAUCACUUACCGAAGAGCCUCUGAAAAUAUGACCCAAAACACCUUGGCUGUCACAGAUAUAUGUAUAAUUAUACCGAGUAAGGGAGAGAGCCCUCCACAUACAUUCUGCAAGGUUGACAAGAAUCUUAAUAACAGUAUGUGGGGCUCAGCAGUAUACCUAUGUUAUAAAAAGUCUGUGGCAAAAACCAAUACCAUAUCAUAUAAAGCUGGUUUAAUAUGCCGAUAUCCUGAAGAAGACUAUGAGUCAUUCCCAUUACCAGAAUCGGUGCCUCUUUUUUGUCUACCCAUGGGUGCAACUAUUGAGUGUUGGCCAUCUAAUAGUAAAUACCCCCUACCAGUUUUUUCUACAUUUGUACUAACUGGAGCUUCAGCUGAAAAGGUAUAUGGUGCUGCUAUUCAAUUCUAUGAACCAUAUCUUGAGGAGAAUCUCACAGAAAAACAGAAAUCUCAGUUAGAGUUAGCAACUACUAGAGAUGGGAAGUCGGAUAACUCCAAAACAGUUCAGACUAACAAAUGCAUUUGUCUGCUUUCUCACUGGCCUUUUUUUGAUGCUUUCAAGAAGUUUCUUACCUUUCUUUAUCGUUAUUCCAUCUCUGGUCCUCAUGUCCUGCCUAUUGAGAAACACAUUUCGCAUUUUAUGCACAAAGUUCCUUUUCCGUCCCCUCAGAGGCCAAGAAUUUUAGUUCAGCUAUCGCCACAUGAUAACCUCAUUCUUAGUCAGCCGGUGUCAUCACCUCUACCCCUGAGUGGUGGCAAGUUUUCUACACUGCUUCAGAACCUAGGGCCCGAGAAUGCAGUUACUCUACUUGUAUUUGCUGUAACAGAACAUAAAAUUCUCAUCCAUUCCUUACGACCGUCUGUCCUUACUAGUGUGACAGAGGCGUUAGUCUCAAUGAUAUUUCCUUUCCACUGGCCAUGCCCAUACAUUCCUCUUUGCCCCUUGGCACUGGCAGAUGUGUUAAGCGCACCAUGUCCGUUCAUAGUAGGAAUUGAUUCAAGAUACUUUGAUCUGUAUGAUCCCCCACCAGAUGUUAGCUGUGUUGACCUAGAUACCAACACCAUUUCUCAAACUGGAGAUAAGAAAACUAUUUCAUGGAAGAUCUUACCAAAGAAACCUUGCAAAAAUCUAAUGAACACUUUAAAUAACUUAUAUCAACAACUGGCAGAAUUGCAGCAAAGACCAAGAGAAGAGGCAUUCAUGGAAUUAACAAUGAAUGACUAUGAUUUUAAUUCGGGGAAGAAGUUGCAUUUGUUAGAUAUGGAGAUCCAGGAGGCAUUUCUUUGUUUCAUGGCUUCAUUAUUAAAAGGUUAUAGGUCGUACCUAAGGCCAAUAACACAGGCACCUUCUGAGAGAGCAACAGAUGCAAGUUCCCUGUUUGAACUACAAGGGUUCUUAAAAAGUCGAGAUCGAUCACAUCAAAAAUUCUACACAUCAAUGACCAAAACACAAAUGUUUAUUCGCUUCAUUGAAGAAUGUUCCUUUGUUAGUGAUAAGGAUGCAAGCCUUGUAUUUUUUGAUGAUUGUGUAAAUAAAGUAGAUAUGGACAAGAGUAGUGAAACACGGCUUAUAGAGCUGGAUGAGUCCUACAAGAGUGAACACACAGUUUUCAUAACGCCACCUGAGAUCCCUCACCUACCUAAUGGUGAAGAGCACCCAUUGCAGUACAGCUAUAAUGGAUUUCCUGUGCUGAAGCUAGAUUUGUUUGACCAACCUGAGGGGUUCCUGACUACACCAAAUAACAAACUGUUUUCAAAAGCCAGUAGUCCCAACAGCCCAUCCCCAAUGUUCAGGAGAACAAAACAGGAAAUAAAGUCAGCCCAUAAGAUAGCUAAGAGGUACUCCUCCAUUCCUCAGAUGUGGUCCAGGUGUUUGCUGCGUCACUGCUAUGGCCUAUGGUUUAUCUGCCUUCCUGCGUAUGUGAAAGUGUGCCAUUCGAAAGUCAGGGCUCUGAGAACUGCAUAUGACGUGCUGCGAAAAAUGCAUACCAAAAAGAUAGAUCCCCCUGAUGAGGUAUGUUACCGGGUGAUUAUGCAGCUAUGUGGGCAAUAUGGCCAGCCUGUGCUUGCAGUGAGAGUCCUUUUUGAAAUGAAAAAAGCCGGUGUUGACCCUAAUGCUAUUACAUAUGGUUACUAUAAUAAGGCUGUUUUGGAAAGCACCUGGCCUUCAAGUAAUAGAAGUGGCUAUUUCCUAUGGACGAAGAUCAGAAAUGUUGUAUUAGGAAUAGCACAGUUUAAAAAAUCUUUAAAAAAACUACCUGCCAACACAACACAAGCAGCUCUUUCCGGGGGACUUUCAGAUCUUGGGAGUAACUUGUUAUCUAAAGAAGAAUUUAGGCAAGGGGAAACAUCUGUUCAAGAUAUAAAAAAACAAAAAGAGGACGACAAGAGAGAGAGUGAUUCCAGUUCUUUGUCUGAAACAGAGAGUGCAAAAGGAAGUGGUGACUGUCUUCCCAAGCUAAAUUAUCAAAAUUCAAGUACUACUACAAUUCAAGUAGCAAAAGCCACUUCUAACAUAGUACGACUCAAUGGUACCAUUGAUAAUGCUGACAGUACAGCUGGGAAAGUUAGCACGGAAAGCCCAGCAGGGCUGCUGUUCACAUCUGCUUUUGAGGGUACCAAUGAAGCAGGAGUUAUUCAAAGUAAAACCUUAAGGAAAAGACAUAAAAGUGCUGUGGAACCUGAUCUAAAACAGAUGGCAUGGGGAAGCAGGAACCGUAAUCUGAGUGGAGAUGCCCUGAUGGGGUUCAUGAUAAAUAGAAUUAACCAGAAUGCAAGCCCUGGAGACAUUGUGGAAAAAUUAGGAGCUGAUGCAAAAAUACUAUCUAAUGUAUUCCAGAAGAGCAUAAGGCCGAAUAGUCUUGACCUCAGAAAGUCAUCUUUAGGGUUUGAGAGAGAGAGUAUGGAGAAGGAAUCUAGUGAUGAAGAUGCACCUUUCUAUGGCAGUUUUGCAGAUAAAACAGAGUCUCCUGUUAUAUUUGAUUUAGAAGACUUAGAUGCUGAACCUGACACAGCUAAAAUAGUAAAGUCGUCUAAUGAAAAACCCAAGAUGUUACAGCGUAAUAGCAGCUUUCUAAUAAAACCAGUUGAAAAAACAGAUGUGGAAACUGGAUUUGAUCCCCUCUCGCUGCUGGUUGCUGAGACCGAGCAACAGAAAGAUGAUGAUGAUGAUGACGAUGAUGACAAAAGUGUUUCAACGCCAUCUGCAAGACGGGAUUUAGCUGAAGAAAUAGUAAUGUACAUGAACAACAUGAGCAGCCCUUUGACAAGCCGUGCACCAAGCAUUGACUUGCAAAAAACAUACGAUGACAAAAAUGUUAGUGAAAAGAGUCCAACAGUGACGCAGCCAUGCAGAAGAUCCAGCCUUCCCCCAAAUUCUCCCAGGCCAAUGCGUCUUAUCAAAUCCAAAAGUUACCACAUAAAAAAUGAAGAAAGGCCAAGGGACAGGCUUUGGUCUUCUCCAUCUUACAGUCCGGCAAGGGAACAGUCACAGGACAUGGCUGGUGCAUUAACUCUAGUGUCUCCACCUUCAUUCAACUUAGAUACACUAUUAACACCUACAUUUGAUGUUCUGAAAAGCAGCAUGUUUUCUGCUGGGAAAGGCGUUGCAGAGAAGGCUAGCAAGUGGUAUUCAAAGUUUACUACAUAUGCUGCAUCCUCAAAGGAUCAAAAUUCAGACCGAGCAAGUGUUUCAUCUCUUGGAAUUCUGGAUUCAGAAUCUACGUCUCUAACUGAUGAAGAUGUCUGCAAUGACUUUGAAGGUACUUCUUCUCCUCAAGAGAACAAUGACACCUCAGUAAUUAAGGAAAUUGGUCUAAGCAGGACAAGCCUAGAAAGUUCAGCUUCUCAUGAUGGCUCAUCCAAGCAAUUGUAUCAGUGUGGUUCCCUUUCAAAGUUUCCCUUGCCUGACAAAUCAGAGUUGAUGUCUUCUUGCAGCACAAGUAGCACCAGUGUUUUUCAGAACUAUGCUAUGGAGGUACUCAUCUCAAGCUGUUCGCGAUGUCGAACUUGUGACUGUCUGGUUCAUGAUGAAGAAAUCAUGGCAGGAUGGACUGCAGAUGAUUCAAAUCUCAAUACCACAUGUCCUUUCUGUGGCAACCUAUUCCUGCCCUUUUUGAAUAUUGAAAUCCGAGAUCUGCGGCGACCUGGGCGGUACUUUCUGAAGUCCAGUCCAUCUACAGAGAAUAUGCAGCUUCCCUCACCUUUUUCAAAUCAGACAGGAAAGUCCUAUAUCUCUACUCCCACAUCAGGUCUUGCUACAUCUGUAAUGCCUGUUCAAGAUGAUUUUAAUUCAAAAUGCAAAUCUAAGCAGCAGGACAACUCUUGUGCCAGAAGUAUCCAAAUCCCUUCAGGAAGAAGACAAAAUAUUGCUGGGUCAGAGUGUCCCAGUCUUGCUGUAGCAAGAAGUGUCAGUACUUACGGUCCACUGGAAGAGGAUGAGAAGGGAAGCCGGAAGCUCAGCCAUAUUGUUCCCACUGGCAGCCUGCCCACCACUUUGCAAGGAACAACGGAUUCUUUAGGACUGGAAUGGCGUUUAUGUAGUCCUGACCCCAUCACUGUUCCUUACCUAAGUCCUCUAGUGGUAUGGAAAGAGCUUGAAAGCUUGCUUGAAAAUGAAGGGGAUCGUGUGAUAACAGUGGCAGAUUUUGUAGACCAUCAUCCUAUCGUGUUUUGGAAUCUGGUGUGGUAUUUCAGGCGUCUGGACUUGCCCAGUAACUUACCAGGACUAAUACUUUCUUCUGAGCACUGUAAUAAAAAUUCAAAGAUUCCACGAAACUGUAUGUCAGAGGACAGUAAAUAUGUUCUCAUUCAGAUGCUAUGGGACAAUAUGAAGUUGCAUCAGGAUCCAGGACAGCCCCUAUAUAUUCUGUGGAAUGCACAGAGUCAAAAUCGUACUCUUUUGUUUGAGACCCAAAAGUAUCCAGUGGUCCAUUUAUUGCAGAAAGAUGAUGACUCCUUUAACCAGGAGCUCUUGAGAAGCAUGGUGAAAAGGAUUAAGAUGAAUGAUGUCUAUGGACCAAUGAGUCAAAUCUUAGAGCGAUUGAACAAAUGGCCACAGAUUAAAAGACAGAGGAGCCUCUAUAGAGAAAUAUUAUUUCUUUCACUUGUUGCUCUAGGAAGAGAGAACAUUGAUAUAGAUGCUUUUGACAGAGAGUACAAAAUGGCCUAUGAUCGUCUCACAGUUAAUCAGGUCAAGAGCACUCACAACUGCGAUAGACCGCCAAGUACUGGAGUGAUGGAAUGCCGAAAGAUUUUUGGAGAACCAUAUCUUUAAUGUAGACGUAUUGUAAUGAAUUGUAUACAUGUGUAAAGUCACAAAGAACAUCUCGGUCUUCAGUGUUUGAAAACAUAUUUACAAAUGUAUUGUGUCAGAAGAUUGGAAAAAAUUGGGCCUAUGUACAGUUACAAAAAUGGACAAUGAACAAAGAAAGGGCCAAAUACUACUUUCCUCUCCUUGCUUCUCUCUGCAAAUCAUUUUGUGGAGUAGGAGACCCUGAACUAAAUCAGUUCUCUAACAAGGGACAACAUUUUACAGUCCUUGAAAGAAAACUUGGGAGAGGCAGACAAAAAUGAGGCACUGAAACUAGCAAGAGUGAAGUAAAUUCUGCAAAUCUGUUUACAUAGAAUAUUCAAAAUGUUAGGAAGCGCAUACAAAAUUGUAUUAUACAUAUUUUAAAUUGUUUAUAGUAAGUUGAUAUUUUUUUAAUUACUCUGAUGAAUUUUAAUGAACUUAUUGCAUAAGCAAUACAGUGCUCAUUUUUUUUCUGCUAUUUAUAGUAACUGGUCCAAUUAGGUUUUGAAAAAAUAAUUUGUUUUUGAAGUGGUCUAUAAUUUCAGCACUGUCCUAGCUAAUAUUCUGGGGCCAGUAUUUUUCUUGCACACACACAAUUAUGUACUACCACUGCAAUCAGAUGAAAAGUAUAGCAAACGUAAAAAUAUGGUUAUUAACACUGACUCUGUAGUAUCUUUCUUUCUGAAGAAGUCCCCCACAAAAUUCUGUAAUACAUUGAAGGAUCCCAGAGUUUACUUUAAGGCGAUCCAACGCUUUUUAGCUGUUGGCAUUCACUAAUUUAAUAUAUCUGUGGAUAUAUAUUACAAGAUGUAUAGCAAAUAGCUUACAAAAAUAGUUCCAUAUAAAAUGUAUAGUGUACAGUCCUGUAUAUGGAGGUGUAGGUAUGUUUGUAAAUGCCCUAAACAUGGCACUUAAUUCAUUGUGGUCCAAAGUUACUCUUC
Molecule: messenger RNA, 7073 nt
Organism: Gopherus evgoodei (Goodes thornscrub tortoise)
Lineage: Eukaryota; Metazoa; Chordata; Testudines; Testudinidae
Gene: DENND4A
Product: DENN domain containing 4A
Exons: 34
Coding region: 424-6114 (1896 amino acids)
Biological process (GO): regulation of Rab protein signal transduction
Cellular component (GO): cytoplasmic vesicle
Molecular function (GO): protein binding
Source: RefSeq, a predicted model, not a curated record